UCCAAGUGGAUUGUUCAGUGGAUGUCCAAGGCUUUGGAGACGAACGAGUGACGUUGUCCUCAGUGGCUCUAAUAAAAGUCCAGCUUGGUCCAUGGAAGUUUGAACACGCUGUCUACGUGUCACCGUGGGAAUCAAUUCCAUUUUUGGUUGGCCACGACCUCGUGAACAGGUUCAGACCUGUGGUGGACCACAGCACAAAGACAGCCUGGACUACAGUUAAACGACCACUGCCAAUCAUUUUCCCACCUGAGUGGGACACAGAUUGCUAUGUGAAUCAGACUGAAAACACAGCUGAUCACAAGCAUGAGGACGAGGCAUCGGGGCCCAAGCCCCCAGCCACAGCUGAAAGUACUGAAGAGCAACCAGUGGAACUGGCUCUGAUCCAAGAUGAUCCAGCCUGCCUCUGUGAGCUGAGUCAAUCAGCCAACACAGAACAUUACCU
This is a messenger RNA of Austrofundulus limnaeus, 442 nucleotides long. RefSeq lists its product as uncharacterized. Lineage: Eukaryota; Metazoa; Chordata; Actinopteri; Cyprinodontiformes; Rivulidae. Gene Ontology annotation, biological process: proteolysis. The record is from RefSeq and is a predicted model, not a curated record. Gene Ontology annotation, molecular function: aspartic-type endopeptidase activity.